Molecule: messenger RNA, 1818 nt
Organism: Orycteropus afer afer
Lineage: Eukaryota; Metazoa; Chordata; Mammalia; Tubulidentata; Orycteropodidae
Gene: GDPD5
Product: glycerophosphodiester phosphodiesterase domain containing 5
Exons: 15
Coding region: 1-1818 (605 amino acids)
Biological process (GO): positive regulation of neuron differentiation; lipid metabolic process
Cellular component (GO): plasma membrane
Molecular function (GO): glycerophosphodiester phosphodiesterase activity
Source: RefSeq, a predicted model, not a curated record
AUGGUGAGACACCAGCCCCUGCAGUACUAUGAGCCGCAGCUGUGCCUCUCCUGCCUCACAGGAAUCUAUGGCUGCCGCUGGAAGCGCUACCAACGCUCCCAUGAUGACACCACACCGUGGGAACGCCUCUGGUUCUUGCUCCUCACCUUCACCUUUGGGCUCACACUUACCUGGCUCUACUUCUGGUGGGAAGUCCACAAUGACUAUGAUGAAUUCAACUGGUACCUCUACAACCGCAUGGGCUACUGGAGCGAUUGGUCCGUGCCCAUCCUUGUGACCACAGCUGCCGCUUUCACUUACAUUGCAGGCCUCGUGAUCCUGGCGCUAUGUCACAUCCUCGUGGGGCAGCAGAUGAACCUGCACUGGCUACACAAGAUGGGGCUGGUGGUCAUCCUGGUCUCCACGGUGGUGGCCAUGUCGGCUGUGGCCCAGCUAUGGGAGGAUGAGUGGGAGGUGCUGCUGAUCUCCCUGCAGGGCACAGCACCGUUCCUGCACUUGGGGGCCCUGGCUGCCAUCACUGCCCUCUCGUGGAUCGUGGCUGGACAGUUUGCCCGUGCAGAGCGGUCUUCCUCCCAGACAGCCAUUCUCUGCACCUUCUUCACUGUGGUAUUUGCCCUCUACCUGGCCCCACUCUCCAUCUCUUCUCCCUGCAUCAUGGAGAAAAAGGACCUGGGCCCCAAGCCUGCCCUCAUUGGCCACCGCGGGGCCCCGAUGCUGGCCCCAGAGCACACACUAAUGUCCUUCCAGAAGGCCAUAGAGCAGAAGCUGUACGGGCUUCAGGCUGACGUCACCAUCAGCCUGGAUGGUGUGCCCUUCCUGCUGCACGAUACCACCCUGCGGCGCACCACCAACGUGGAAGAGGAGCUUCCUGAGCUCGCUAGCAGGCCCGCCUCCAUGCUCAACUGGACCAUCCUACAGAGGCUCAACGCUGGCCAGUGGUUCCUGAAGACUGACCCCUUCUGGACAGCUGGCUCCCUGUCACCUGCUGACCAUAGGGAGGCCCAGAACCAGUCCAUUUGCAGCCUGGCAGAGCUCCUGGAGCUGGCCAAAGGCAACACCUCACUGCUGCUCAACCUGCGUGACCCGCCACAGGAGCACCCCUAUCGUGCCAGCUUCCUCAACAUCACACUGGAGGCUGUGCUGCACUCUGGCUUCCCACAGCACCAGGUUAUGUGGCUGCCCAGCAGCCAGAGGCCCCUGGUACGGAAGGUGGCUCCCGGCUUCCAGCAGACAUCAGGCUCCAAGGAAGCAUCAGCCAGUCUAUGGCGGGGCCACAUCCAGUGGCUGAACCUGCGAUACACUCAGGUGUCCCACCAGGAGCUCAGGGACUACGCAUCCUGGAACCUGAGUGUGAAUCUCUACACUGUCAACGAUCGGUGGCUCUUCUCCCUGCUGUGGUGUGCUGGGGUCCCAUCGGUGACCUCUGACAAUGCCCACACCCUAUCCCAGGUGCCUUCUCCCAUAUGGAUCAUGCCCCCGGACGAGUACUGUCUCAUGUGGGUCACCGCUGACCUGAUCUCCUUCACCCUCAUCGUUGGCAUCUUCGUGUUUCAGAAGUGGCGCUUGGGUGGCAUAAGGAGCUACAACCCUGAACAGAUUAUGCUGAGCGCUGCUGUGCGCCGGACCAGCCGGGAUGUCAGCAUCAUGAAGGAGAAGCUCAUCUUCUCAGAGAUCAGCGAUGGUGUGGAGGUCUCCGAUGAGCUCUCCGUAUGUUCAGACAACAGUUAUGACACUUAUGCCAACACCACCACCACUCCUAUGGACCGCCGAGGGGGCAGCAGCCAUGCCAAGACCCUCACAGACAGGAGUGGGCAUUAG